Molecule: messenger RNA, 915 nt
Organism: Striga asiatica
Lineage: Eukaryota; Viridiplantae; Streptophyta; Magnoliopsida; Lamiales; Orobanchaceae
Source: the annotation of a GenBank genome assembly
AUGAGGUGCAAGAAACACCCGGCCGACGCCACAAGCGGCAUCGGCGUCUGCGCCUCCUGCCUCCGGGAACGCCUCUUCGCCAUCAUCGCGGCCCAAUCCCAGGCCCAGACCCUCAAGCAGGCCCAGGCCCAUAGGGACCUCCGCCGGCCCGACGCCGACCCGCCCCUCCCCUUCCCCCGCUCCGUCUCGCCGUACAUCUCCCGCCGGAAGUCGGACACCGCCGCCGCGUGCCAGCCCCAAGGCCGCCGUCCCCACCGAUUCUACAGCACCCCCCUGGUGGGCCCUGCCGGCCCAAUCGCGUCGGGGUUUGAGAAGGAGAGGAAGAGCAGGCGCGGGGUUUUCUCCUCCCUGUUCUCGGGCCUCUUCAGAUCCAAAUCGGACAAGUCGGGCCCGAUUCACGAUCCCGGCCCUCCGAUCGAAACUUCCUGGUCCGCCCCUUCCCCAUCGUGGUUCCCGACGGAUUUAUUCACCGGCCGCCGGAAAAAGAACGCCAGGACGUUCUCGAUCGACGAGUUCAGGUGCGGAUCGCGGCCCGCUAGAACCCGCGACAGGGGAAUGUCCCCGGCGGGUUGCUCCGGCGACGAGGACCGCGGCGGAUCGAGCGGCUGCUCGCCGGAAUCGCCCCAGGGCUGGAGGCAGACCCCGCAGAGGACGCCGGCGCAGGCGCGGCGGGGCGGGGGGAAGGCAGCGGCCGGUAAGGGCAUGUCGUCGGGGUUGAAAUUUUGCUUGAGCCCCCUUGUCCGGGCCAGCCCGAGCCGCCCCUGGAGCCAGAAGGGCUUUCCACCGGAAAUGUCGCCGGUCGGGGAAUCUAGGAUUCCGGUUAAGCCGUACCUCUCCACGGCCACAUCAUUUUGCAAGAACCGAUCGAGGAAGCUCGCCGAUUUCGGGAGGCACAGUUUCGAUCCCAGCCAUUGA